CCCUAUACAUAUGGCUUGCCCCAUAGCUGAAAAUACCAGGUGGGGGUGUGCAAUUGCCAAGAUCCACCCUCCUUGCUUGGCCUUUCCUUCCAAUCUAUGUUGGCUGAAGCUGAGAAUAGAACUGGAGUCAGAUUCCUGUAUAGCAAUAAAGACAGUGUGAGGAGGCACGAUAGACAGACAGGGAGGAUAAUUUCAGAAUAAAACAUAGUGUUGUAAAAAAGGGAAAGUGUCACAGGUUCAUGUAUUAGGAGGUACUUGACAGCAUCCCUGGAUCCGAUAGUCUGAGAAACCUUGAGCUACUCUCAAGAUGAUCAGUGAUAAAUACUUGAUGGAGUAUAAAUUAGAUCCAGAAGAUCCUCAUUUGCAAGAACCAGAGACUAUGCUCCUGCAAUCCACUGUCGACAUACCACCCAAAACUGAUCCCCGAGAUCCACAUGGGAUCAACCAACAUCUAAAGCUGGAAUUCUCCGACAUCCUUGCAGAACCUUCCUCAUUCCGUACCUUUGAUCGGAUUUGGACCUGGAGUGACAUCACCUUUGAGAGCUCCCGCCUUUGGUGCUACCGUAUUAUCUCACUGCUCUGUGCUGUGCCAGUCUCUUUAUGUUCAGGCUUUCUCUUUGCCUGCCUGGGCUGCCUCCACAUCUGGUGUGUGAUGCCUUGCAUCCAGCUGUGUACAAUGGCCAUGCCUCCAGUUCGUACCCUCUGGGCUAGCAUCCUGGAUGUUUUGAUAGCCCCUCUUUUCACUAGCCUGGGACGCUGCUGCAGUGCCAUCUACCUUACAGUAACUCAGAAGUGAUAGAGGGAUAUUCGUCCAUCGAGAUCCAUACUGCACUGACUUCUCAUUAUACAACCCACUGAAUACAUUCAAUUUCCACAAGGACUGACCAAGGGACUUUUUUAACCAAAGCUUUGAAAUAUGGGACUUGAAUGGUGGUGGGGAAUGACAGAGAAAAAGAAUAGAAAGGGAGCCCUUUGGAGAAUGAAUGGCAGGGUAGACUUCCAAGUGCUUCUUUCCCCCUUUUCUUCUCCAAACCCCUCUCCUUUGCCCAGAUUUGUAAACAGGGCUUCAGAAUGAUGCUUUCUUUACUCUUUCCAUUUGGAGACUAAAAUGGGUGAGUCCUUUCCCCAAGCCCCCAUGCAUGUCCUUUUGUAAGGCAGAAGUAGGCUAUGUGGUUCUUAUGGCAUAUAAACACUUUGUAUACCUGGGAAGUUCUCCCUUACCAAUCACCUUAUUUUGUCAACACCCCCCCCCAUCUUCUUUUAAUUCAAAAAAAGUCCAAUGGGAAGUGGGCAAAGCAAAGCAACCCCCUUAGCAUUGUCUUUAUUCCUCCAGGACUCACACAGGCAUUGUGAGAAAGUAAAUAUAGUGAGUGCUUUCAGGCCAUAGCUUUCUUUGAAGUAUGCCCCUUCUCUCCCCACCCUCCAAAAGGCAAAAGCCAACAGGUAUGGUAAUCAAUAUUUUGUGAAGCUAGAUUAGGAAAUAGCUUCCCCAGUUUGUUCUCUGACAAAAUGGUAUUUUGUGCUACACUAUCCUGCCAACAAUGGCAGCCAUUUUGUGGCCAGCCAAAGCUGCCUCUGCUCCACGUUCCACCAUUUCUCAGCGUGUCCAGAAGAUUCUUUCUAAAUUCUCCCAAGAUUAGACCUGUAUCCAAUCCUCAAUUCUUAUCGCUCAGUGGCUCUCCAAUCCAUGUCACACAUAUCCACAUUAGGAAAAGAUCAAUAUAGCAGAUAGGCAAUGGCCCUCCAACUAGGCCAUUCCGAAUCUAAUGUCCUCUUACCAGUUGUCAUCCCACCACUUCCGGAGGCCAUCGGGUGGGGUAAAUUCCACUAAUGAGACAUAGAGUGGGGUUUGCAAAGGAAAUGCUUCCAAACCCAUGAUGCCUCUGACAGAACAAAUUGUCAUGGAGAGAUGAUUCACUUCAGCCCCUCUCCUAUUAGAAAUAACUGGAAUUAAUAUGUUAAAUUCCCACCCCUGUAGAGUGAACAACAAUAAACUAUUAAUAUUAAUAAACUAUUGCUUAGUUUUCCUUCUGCCUGCUUUGUCUUGUGGCAAACCAUCAUAUUCCAUGGCACAAAGACACCCCAUUAACUGUUGCUACAAUUCAUCUACCACAGGGGCAGCUUACAUUCCCCUUUCAUUGUUUUGGUUCAAAGUAAUGCUUUUCUCCUUUAGUUAUUGUGGGAACAGCCUAUCACUUCUGUGCACUGGGACUUGCCUUUCAGGGCCAUUUGGCUUGGGCUAGUGGAGAGAUCAGGUACCCCGUUCCAGUGGGGCAUCCAACAAGACCUUUUAUGCAUUAUGUACUUUCCAGAUGGACACGAGCCUUGCGUUCUUCUGGAACAGCGUUUGAUCUGUUUGUAUAUAAUAUACUUAGUGAUCUUUCAAAAGAGCAAUAGAUCUAAGUUUAAAACACAGAAUUAGCACUCUCUUCCUGGAGGUCAAUGUACUGGGAAAGAGUUGGCUUUUGCCACCCGUGCAAGGUGAAUGCUUUCUACAGGUAGUCCUCGCUUACCAACCACUCAUUCAGUGACCAAAAUUAUGACAGGGCUGAAAAUUGAGACUUAUGACUAGUUAUUGAAGUCACAGCCGUUGCAUUCCAUGGCCAGGUGAUUGUGAUUCAGACAAUUGGUAACUAGCUCACAUUUAAAAGGUCAGAGCAUUCUACAGUCAGUGGAUCACCAUGUGAAACCUUCACAGCUGGAUUCCGACAAAAUCAAUGGAGAAGCCAGCAGGAAGCUGCAAGCCAGAGUCAUAUAAAUUGCAGUUAAUGACCCAUGAUGAUUCACUUAACAACUGAAGCCAGAAUUGACAGGACUUACUAAGUUGGUGUGGUUGCAUAUCAUCAUGUUUAACAACUGCACUGCUUAACAACAGAGUUGCCAGUCCCUAUUCUGGUCAGUAAGCAUUUUUUUUAAUUUGCAUUUAUAUCCCGCCCUUCUCCGAAGACUCAGGGCGGCUUACACUAUGUUAGCAAUAGUCU
Ahaetulla prasina is the source of this 2981-nucleotide messenger RNA. RefSeq names its product caveolin-2-like. Bases 308 to 796 code for a protein of 162 amino acids. Gene Ontology annotation, biological process: caveola assembly. The transcript has 3 exons. The record is from RefSeq and is a predicted model, not a curated record. Lineage: Eukaryota; Metazoa; Chordata; Lepidosauria; Squamata; Colubridae. Gene Ontology annotation, molecular function: molecular adaptor activity. Gene Ontology annotation, cellular component: caveola.